Molecule: messenger RNA, 842 nt
Organism: Suillus bovinus
Lineage: Eukaryota; Fungi; Basidiomycota; Agaricomycetes; Boletales; Suillaceae
Exons: 3
Coding region: 1-489 (162 amino acids)
Source: RefSeq, a predicted model, not a curated record
AUGCCCCUAUUGCAAGAAGCUAUGCUCGAGGAUCGGUUCUUUGGCUCGGCAUUCGAAAGGGAACAGAUCAUUGCUUGCUAUCAGGCCUACGCUGAGCAUGGAGAGUACCGCUUCUGUUGCCAAGAGAUGAUCAGGUCGGUUCUUGGCGCAUCUUCUAUAUGCUUGUUGGGUCACUAUUGGUGCACGCUGGACGUGGUUAUUGCCUCGGUAUAUUUUCUAUAUGCUUAUUGGAUUUCAUGGGACAGAGAUCGGAAAUUGCUAUCAUCGUACUUCUCCAUUGAGCUAAGAGUUUUUCAUCAAAAAACGGGAGAAAAACAGUCGCAACGUGAACGAAAGCGGCAAUUGCCCCAGCAUAAACCCGAGUGGCCAGGGGGUGAUAUGACGGCCAAGAACCGCGUGAGAUUUCAGAUAUUUGAGGUGCUGGUUAACCUUGUCCCCCUCAUUCUCGUCUGCGAGUCUACCUUGUUCGAGGCAAGGGAGCACGGAUAGGAUGAUGAUUUAAAUGAUGGAAGCAACAGCUUCGUUCUACGAUAGAGAAGCCCACGUAGAGAGGGUGACUCGGUUUCAGCAUCGAUAUCGCACCAUCGGUGUGUCAUUGCAGGGAGCCCAAGUGGGGACACGGUCGAAGCCUGUCGAAUGAAAUGGUAGUGGACGGAACUGGUGAUUUACCAAGGUCGUGUAGCGAAUACGCGGCCAACUCCACAUGGGUCGUUGUCAAGGUAGAUGGGGUGAUUUCAAAUACAGGCAAAAGGUUCGCAGCUAGGAAUUGUAUGGUUUGCUGUCAAAGAGUUGUCUGAGGGCUCUUCAUCCGAGUCAUCGUCUGAAUCAAGAUGAUAUAGUCA